This is a messenger RNA of Nerophis lumbriciformis (worm pipefish), 1143 nucleotides long. Lineage: Eukaryota; Metazoa; Chordata; Actinopteri; Syngnathiformes; Syngnathidae. The record is from RefSeq and is a predicted model, not a curated record.
AUGCUGGGGGUGGCCGGAAUGACGGGCAGCAUCGCCAAUGCGCUGGCCAGCGCAGCCUGCGAACGAUGUAAGAGUGGCUUUGCGCCCACUGAGAAAAUUGUGAACAGUAAUGGAGAGUUGUACCAUGAGCAGUGCUUCGUGUGUGCCCAGUGUUUCCAGCAGUUUCCGGAGGGACUCUUCUAUGAGUUUGAAGGCAGAAAAUACUGUGAGCACGACUUUCAGAUGCUCUUUGCUCCCUGCUGUCGCCAAUGUGGUGAGUUUAUCAUUGGUCGUGUUAUUAAGGCCAUGAACAACAGUUGGCACCCUGACUGCUUCUGCUGUGACAUUUGCCAGGCUGUGCUGGCCGAUGUGGGCUUUGUCAAAAAUGCUGGCAGGCACUUGUGUCGCCCGUGCCAUAACCGGGAGAAGGCUCGUGGCCUGGGCAAGUACAUCUGUCAGAAGUGCCAUGCAAUCAUUGAGGAGCAUCCGCUAAUCUUUAAGAACGAUCCUUACCACCCAGACCACUUCAACUGCAACAAUUGUGGGAAGGAGCUCACAUCUGAUGCCAGGGAACUGAAAGGUGAACUUUUCUGUUUGCCCUGCCAUGACAAGAUGGGCGUACCUAUCUGUGGCGCUUGUAGGAGACCCAUCGAAGGGCGUGUUGUCAAUGCAAUGGGCAAGCAGUGGCAUGUUGAGCAUUUUGUCUGCGCCAAGUGUGAGAAGCCGUUCCUUGGCCAUCGUCACUAUGAAAGGAAAGGGUUGGCUUACUGUGAAACGCAUUACAAUCAGCUGUUUGGUGAUGUCUGUUACCACUGCAAUCGUGUGAUUGAGGGCGAUGUCGUAUCUGCUCUCAACAAGGCAUGGUGUGUCAGCUGUUUCUCCUGCUCCACUUGCAACACGAAGCUCACGCUCAAAGAUAAGUUUGUUGAAAUAGAUCUUAAGCCAGUGUGCAAGCGUUGCUAUGAGUGUAUGCCUGAUGAGCUGAAACGCCGCCUGGCCCGCCGUGAGCGCUACGCCAAAGAGUGCAAGAAAAAACCUGCUUCUUCUCAGAACAAAUUUGUUGAGUUUGAUAUGAAGCCUGUUUGUAAAAAGUGCUAUGAGAAGUUUCCUCUUGAGCUGAAGAAAAGGCUGAAGAAGCUGGCUGAAUCUUUAGGACGCAAGUAG